AAGAUUUUAUUUUGUACGAGGCAGGAACAACUGCUUCAUUCUACGACCUCGCAAAAGCUGUGAAAUACGGCUCUUGUCAGACACAAGACUUCAAUAUGCCAGGACUCGUCGAAAAGAAGCGCAAGCGCACUGAUGCCGCCGCCGUCGCAAAACCUACAAAAUCGAAAAAAGUAAAGGCCGCCAGCAAGGACGAUGGCGAGAACGACCCCCAAGCGCAAAUGCUGCUGCUAGAGCAACAAAUCCUCGAGUCGCCGUCCAACUACCCGAAUAUCACCAGCCUACUCAAAUUCCUCAAGUCCAAGGAUGCAACCCAAAAAGUCACGGCUGCUGUGGCACUAUGCCGCGUCUUCUGCCGCUUGAUGGCUGCUGAGAGAAUGGUCAAGCAGAAGACUAUGGACGAGGAGGAGAUUGAGCAGGUCGAUUGGCUCAAGACGCAAUACAAGGAAUACGGACGUCAGUUGGGUCGUCUAUUGGCAAGCGAGGAGCUUCAGAGCACUUCCCUGACUCUGUUGAUGCGCCUGGUCAAGGAAGAGACAUCUCAGGACGGUCGUCGUGCUGAGCAAGCUUGGAGAACUGGUAUCUUUGCCGACUUGGUUCUGGGACUCGUGGCAUCAGCCGAUGCUGCUGGUGCGCGCGAGGAGUUCAUGGAGAACUUUGUCGAGGAGCACGACGAUGUCCGCUACUUUACCUUCUAUGCUGUUGCAAACAUCCUCGCUCGCUCGCCUGAAGGCUACGACCGCCAGACACUCGUAUCCAACGCCCUCUCGCUACUUCUGCUCAUUGAGAACGCUCCCGACUCGGACUCGCAACUGGAAGACUGGUAUGGUCAAACGCCCGAAGGUCGCAAGCACGCCCUCUUAUCUCUGUCCUCGCAUCGCAAGACAGCACAAGAGGCAUGGCUCGCAAUCUUCCGCUCAGCCAUGACCAAGGAUGAGCGUAAAUCUAUCCUUCACCACUUGACCACCCGCAUUGUCCCCUGGUUCACCAAGCCCGAAUCGCUCAUGGAUUUCCUUACCGACAGCUACGAUGCCGGUGGUGCCACUUCUCUGCUCGCCCUAUCUGGUCUUUUCUAUCUGAUCGCCGAGAAGAACCUCGACUACCCUGCCUUCUACACAAAACUCUACUCUCUGCUCGACGACACACUACUGCACUCCAAACACCGCAGUCGCUUCUUCCGCCUCCUCGAAACCUUCAUGAGCUCAACCCAUUUACCUUCAGCUAUGGUCGCUAGUUUCAUCAAGAGAUUGUCAAGACUAGCGCUGCACGCCCCUCCUGCCGCUAUCGUGGUAGUAAUCCCCUGGGUCUACAACAUGCUACUCCGUCAUCGCACCUGCACAUUCAUGAUCCACCGCGAAGUCCGCGGUGCCGCACAACUCAAGAAACUCGAAGCCGAAGGUAUGGACGACCCCUUUUCCAUGGACCAACUCGACCCUAUGGAAACCAACGCCAUCGACUCUUCGCUCUGGGAGCUUGAGACUUUGGCCUCGCAUUAUCACCCCAACGUCGCUACAUUGGCGAGGAUCAUCCAGGAGCAAUUCACAAAGAAGAAUUACAACAUGGAAGAUUUCUUGGAUCAUAAUUACCAAGGUCUGAUUGAUGCAGAGUUGGGCAAGGAGAUGAAGAAGACGCCGGUUGUCGAGUUUGAGAUCCCCAAGAGGAUCAUCACGGUUGAGGAGGGUGGUUUGAAUGAUUUGGGUGGCUUGUUGCAAACGGCUGUUGAGGCAUUGUAGGCUUGCGUUCCGAGAUAUUUUGAUUUCUUGCAUACCAAAAGGCAUGGCGUUGGUCGGUAGCUUCUUCUAUUAUACACAUUUUCGAGAUUGAGAUC
Molecule: messenger RNA, 1825 nt
Organism: Aureobasidium pullulans EXF-150
Lineage: Eukaryota; Fungi; Ascomycota; Dothideomycetes; Dothideales; Saccotheciaceae
Product: nucleolar complex protein
Exons: 1
Coding region: 96-1730 (544 amino acids)
Biological process (GO): ribosome biogenesis
Cellular component (GO): Noc4p-Nop14p complex; nucleolus; small-subunit processome
Source: RefSeq, a predicted model, not a curated record